AUGAAAAAUAAGCCAGAACUUAUACAGAAAUAUGAUAAUGUCAUUCAAGAGCAAUUUACAAAGGGCAUCAUUGAAAGAGUAGAAACAAAAAGAGUAGGAAUUGUCCACUACUUACCUCAUCAUGCUGUUAUCACUCCACAGAAAACCACCACAAAAUUGAGAGUAGUAUACGAUGCCUCAUCUAAGUCAAAACAGAGCAACAAAAGUUUGAAUGAGUGUCUCUACAGAGGACCCGUAAUGUUACACGACUUGUGUGGUAUGCUUAUGCGAUUUAGACUACAUAAGAUAGCAUUGGUUGCAGAUAUUGAGAAAGCCUUUCUACAAAUUGGUUUACAGGAAAGUCAGCGAGACGUAACGCGCUUUGUGUGGUUAAAAGAUAUCAAUAACUCGAGAUUAGACAAUGAUAACUUACAGGAAUAUCGAUUUUGCCGCGUGCCUUUCGGUGUAGUAUCAAGUCCGUUUCUAUUGGGCGCGACCAUUGAAUAUCAUCUAGACUCCUAUAAUAGUGAGAUUGCAGAAAAAAUAAAGAAAAACAUUUACGUUGACAAUAUCAUUACAGGCACCGAUAACGCAAGCAAAGCAACAGCACUUUAUAAUGAAACAAAGAGAAUAUUUAACGAAGCUUCAUUGAAUGUGCGUGAAUGGAUAUCAAACAGUCCUGAAGUAAACAAAUCAUUUCUAGAAAAAGACAAAGCAGGAACCGAAUCUAUGAAAGUCUUAGGACAUGACUGGGAUGUUCAUAAUGACACUUUAACAUUUAAAUCAUGCUCCAAGAUUACAAGUAGAGAUAUCACUAAACGACUUGUUUUGAAAAGUUUAGCAACAGUGUUUGAUCCUUUAGGUCUUGUUUGUCCUGUUGUCCUUAGAGGAAAAUUGUUCUUGCAGGAUUUAUGGAAACAAGAGAAAGGUUGGGAUGAUUUAUUAUGUAAAGAAGACCAGACUAAAUGGAAAGUAUUGGAGAAAGACCUUGUAGAUGUUUCAAAGUGUUGUGUUCCAAGAUACGUAGGUUUUUCUGGCGAAAAUGUUGAAAAUCGUCUUGUGUGCUUCUGCGAUGCUUCUCAGAAAGCAUAUGCAUGUGUGAUCUAUCUUCAUCAAACAUCAGGGAAAGAUAUAAAUUUGAAACUUGUUUUUGCAAAGACCAGACUUGCACCAACAAAAACAUUAUCUAUUCCUAGACUAGAACUUUUAUCUGUUACAAUUGGAUACAAAUGUUUGAAAUUUGUGAGAGACCAAUUAUGUCAACAAGUUGAAAGUUCACAUAUCUGGACAGAUUCACAAUGUGUUCUUCACUGGUUACGAUCACAGAAACAAUUGUCUGUUUUUGUUAGGAACAGGAUUAAUCAAAUAGAUAUGUGUUCAGAUAUAUCUAUUGCUUAUGUACCAUCAAAAGAAAACCCAGCGGAUAUUGCUUCAAGGGGGACAACACCGUCAAAACUGUUGAGCUGUAAUUAUUGGUGGAAUGGCCCAACAUGGCUAUUAACACCAGAGAGUGAAUGGCCAAAUUUUGAACAAAACAUGAGCGAGACAGUGCAAAAAGAAGUUGAGGCUGAAAUCGUUAUUAAGAAACCAAGGAAAGAAACAAGUUUGUUGCAAACUACAUCAGUAAAAACUGUGGAAGACAUGUCUGUGAAUCCUUUAGGAAUAGACAUUACAAGAUUUUCGUCAUUAACAAAAUUGUUACGGAUUACGGCUUUGGCUCUUAAAUUUAUAAGAAAAUUGAAGAAAAACGUCAAUGAAAAGCAAUUUAUAACAGGUGGAGAAAUUCGUAAUGCAGAAGAAAUGUGGAUUAAGUCUGUGCAAAGAAAUUGGUACCAAGAUGUCUUUUACUCUAUCGAUCAUAAUAAAAGACAUAACUUACAAGUUCAGUUGGGUGUGUUUGUUGAUAAAACUGGUCUUCUGAGGUGUAAAGGCCGACUUGAAAAUGCUAGUAUUACCGUUGGAGCUCGAUUCCCGAUAUUACUGCCACAGAAAGACAAGUUUACAUGCCUUCUAAUUGAAAAAACGCACAAAGAACUUUUACAUUCAGGUGUUUCGCAAUGCCUUUCAACAGUUCGCAAUCGCUUCUGGAUUCCUCAUGGACGAGCAACUAUCAAAUAUGUGAUAAAAUUAUGUACAGUGUGUCGACGCCAUGAAGGUAGUCCGUAUAAAAUGCCGCCAAUGAGUCCACUACCCGUUUCACGUGUAACUGAAGCAUGUCCGUUUACAAAAGUCGGAAUAGAUUACUUUGGACCAAUUUUCAUUAAGACAGCUGAUGAAAAUCGAAAAGUAUGGGUAUGUCUUUUUACAUGCCUAGUCACCCGUGCAUUACAUCUUGAACUAGUUUCUGAUAUGACAACGUCAGAAUUCUUACUUUGCUUUAGACGUUUUAUUGCUCAACGUGGUACCCCUGUUGAAAUAAUUAGCGACAACGCUAAGCAAUUUAAGUCAGCAUCUUCAGUAUUAGAUCAAUUGUGGUCAAAUAUUCACAAAGACGAUGAAGUGUUGAGUUAUAUUUCAAAUGCUAAGAUAAAGUGGACUUUCAAUGUAGAGCUCGCUCCUUGGAUGGGAGGGUUCUACGAACGGCUCGUAGGAUUAGUGAAACGUGCUUUAAGAAAAACGAUUGGAAAGCGCCUGUUAACAAUGAUUCAACUUCAAACUGUUUUGAAAGAAAUAGAGUCUUUAAUAAAUUCAAGGCCUUUAGUGUAUGUGGACGACGAUAUCAAUUCCAACGUACCAAUUACUCCUGCACAUUUUCUUACUUUAAAUCCAAAAACAGGAAUUCCAAAUACAGAAAUAAGUAAUGACAGUGAUUAUAAACCUUAUACAAGUACUGGUGACAAAUUAAUUGAAAUUUGGAAAAAGGGUCAGAAAAUGUUGGAUACUUUUUGGAACAUAUGGAAAAAGGAGUAUAUAUUAAGUUUAAGGGAACGGACUCAAACGAAACUGAAAAGUGGGCGUGUUUCUUCACAAUUUAAGCCAAAAGUGAAAGAUGUUGUACUGAUAAAAGAGGACUCUCCAAGAGGAAAUUGGAAAUUAGGAAGAAUCAGCAAAUUGCUUAAAAGUAAUGAUGGAGAGAUUCGAGCAGCAAAAGUAGUUGUUUCUUCGGGAAAUGAAAUAGGUCGAUCACUUAACUGUUUGUAUCCGCUAGAGAUGUCAAAUGAUGAAGAUUGUGAUGAAUACAAAAUGAUAAAAAGUGAUGUACUUGUCAAAGAAAAUAGACCUAUAAGAAAGACUGCGAUUAAAGCUAAAGAAAAAAUAAAAAAGAUGAUAGAGGAUGAAAGUACUAUGUAA
Molecule: messenger RNA, 3270 nt
Organism: Ruditapes philippinarum (Manila clam)
Lineage: Eukaryota; Metazoa; Mollusca; Bivalvia; Venerida; Veneridae
Exons: 1
Coding region: 1-3270 (1089 amino acids)
Biological process (GO): DNA integration
Molecular function (GO): nucleic acid binding
Source: RefSeq, a predicted model, not a curated record